Galleria mellonella (greater wax moth) is the source of this 10889-nucleotide messenger RNA. It is a transcript of the gene Sin3A, whose product is annotated as paired amphipathic helix protein Sin3b. Gene Ontology annotation, cellular component: chromatin. Gene Ontology annotation, molecular function: transcription corepressor activity. Gene Ontology annotation, biological process: negative regulation of transcription by RNA polymerase II. NCBI's taxonomy places the organism in Eukaryota, Metazoa, Arthropoda, Insecta, Lepidoptera, Pyralidae. The transcript has 30 exons. Bases 1276 to 5538 code for a protein of 1420 amino acids. The record is from RefSeq and is a predicted model, not a curated record.
UUUAUAUAAAAGCUUUUUAUCAAUAUGUUUGGUUGAUUUGUAUUGCUUUUUACUGUAGUACGUUGAUUUUGCUAAUGAGAAUCGGUUUAAUUAGUAAUAUAGUGUAUAGAUGCAUUGCCCACACGUAUACCUGAGCCAUACGUUACGCCCCGAGAUAUCGUAAUAAUGCAUAUGCGAACGUAAUAUUUUGGUGCAAUCUUUAUCAAACCCCAAUCUUAGUCAUGUGUAGUCGAAAAAUCUGAAUUUCAUAAUGAGUAGACAGCGGGCCGCGCGCUCUCUACGUUCGAUCUAGCGACUUGGCAACGCACUGUUUCGCUAUACACUUGUUAAAGAGUUAAUUUCGAUAUGGAAAUAAAAUGUUAUUAUCCUUCGGCCGGCAUUUCCCUUUGUUUUCUGUAUGAAAUCUGCCCUUUGUCCUUCGGUAGGGAGCGCUGAGUGCGCCGUGGUAUAGGAAUUUCGACUCUAGAAAAGUGCCAUAAUAUAUGUCGAUAUGUACGUAUACAUUCAUCGCUCUGGCCGAGCGUCGUUUCCGAAGCGCCUGUGUUCGUACAUUCGUACAUGGAGGACGUCAGUGUGCUGUGUGGUAGUUUGUUUAUAGUGGCCGCCGAGCGAGAGACGCCCGCACCGCCACCGUAAUAAGGCACAGAAUACUGUAAAGGUCGGCGGCCUCGUCAGUGUUUGACUAUCGAUCUUUGCGGUGGCCAAUGGCACAUGUCGUCGCGAUACUGCGCGGCCGUGCCUCGCCCCGCUCUGGUGAAAGCCGGGCGUUCGCUCGCCACAUUACACACACUAUAUAGUAACUGUGUAUAGUUAACUAUCUUAUCAUGCCGAAAUGUGUAUCGCUCACGCGCCCCCCUCGCAUCGUCCACAGCCGACUAGAUUUUGUUUUUAUUUUUCAAGGCACGAUAAUAAGUCCGCGGAGUGGCAGAUACGAUUCAAAUCAUGUUUUGUUGAGCGCUGUUUGCUCGCCGAUGAGCGUGACGGCGAGCGCGGGGGGGAGGGAGCCAGAAAUAGAAGUGCGGAUUGGAAACUAGCGACGUGGCAACGCCGCACCGCUCGCCACUCGCCCGUCCGCUCUCAGUGUCGGUUCAAAAUGGCGUCGGUGGGUGAUCGAUACCGUGGAAUUUGCGUUGAAAAUGUUCGAAUUUGUGAUCUAUGUGGUCGUGGGUCGGCAGGAGCUUCGCUCCAGGACCGCUGGGUGUGGACUCUGCACCCGGCCCCGGCUCCCGAUCCGCUCAAUGUGAACGGGUGAUGGGACCCCGCUGAUCACUGAUCAUGAUGAAGCGUACAGGCGUGCCCAGGCUUGGGCCUGACGAGCCUGCGCCCUUACCGCCCCAAUCUCCUGCCCAGCAAAUACAACAACCUGGAGCAAGUAACAUGCAUACAUUGGCCCAAUCGGCCCAACCUUCUAUUAUUGGUGCAACAGCGAUGCUGUCUGUAGGCGGCAGCGUAGGCGGAUUCGCGAGGACCGCCCCCCGUGCCUCCGGCCCCCCGGUCAUGGGGUACAUGAAGCCGGCAGUCCAGUACGCCGCGCCGAAACAACCGCCGCAAGUGCAGCCGCGGCUCAAGCAGCUAUUCGAGCAGCAGGCCAACCUACCGCCUGCGGCGGCCGCGGGAGGCCGAGUGUCGCCCGGUGCUGCUCCACCGGCCGCACAGUUCCAACGGCUGAAGGUCGAGGACGCGCUAUCAUACCUGGACCAGGUCAAGUUCAAGUUCAAUACGCAGCCGCAGGUGUACAACGAUUUCCUCGAUAUCAUGAAGGAGUUUAAAAGUCAAACAAAAUUCAGUAGCGGCCGAUACCCCAGCGAGUUUUUUGUUUCCAGUAUCGACACGCCCGGCGUCAUUACCAGGGUGUCGAACCUGUUCAAGGGCCACCCCGAGUUGAUAGUCGGGUUCAAUACAUUCCUGCCGCCCGGUUACAAGAUUGAAGUUCAGAGUAAUGGACAGGUCUCUGUGUCGAUGCCUUCACCGACUGGAAUGAGUACCGGCGGCGUUCUGCUGGGCGUGCACCACCCGCCGCCGCAGCCACAAUUGGUGCACUUGCUGCCUGUCGCACAGUCAGUGAACAGCGCCAUAGUCCACAAUUUGACUGUGAACGCGCCGCCGGCCAACACCCUGCAUCAGAUAUCACAAGCUCACCAGCAGAUCGAAGCUGCUGCUAUACAUCAUCCACCUGGCACGGUGCAGCCUCCGGCCGGCAGCGGUCCCCACCAGCCGGCCGCGCCCCCCGGCCAACCGGUCGAGUUCAAUCAUGCCAUCGAAUAUGUUAACAAGAUUAAGUCGCGCUUUUCACGUCAACCGGACAAAUACAAGAGGUUCCUGGAGAUACUGCACGCUUACCAACGCGGCCACCGCGACGUGAAGGAGCCCCAAGCAAAGCAGCAGACCGAGCAGGAAGUCUACUCGCAGGUCGCUAAACUGUUUGAGAAUCAAGACGAUCUACUGGCGGAGUUUGGUCAGUUUCUGCCUGAUGCUAAAGCAGUGACCAAGCCACACUACCCACCACACGCCAGAACACCGCCUUUGUUGCCACCACCGCCGCAACGUGUGGAGAGUGAAACGGAACGUUUUGUUAGCGCCCCGCCUGCAUCACCACCACCGCAUGCCCAUCUCGCGCAGCAGAUACCGAAGCACACAAGUUCAGUGUCGAGCAACGUGGUAACGCCGCCGUCGCAGCAUCACCAUCUCAAGAGAUCACCCAGCUUCACAUCCUCCAGCCAGAUGCCGGCAGGCCCGCCGGCCAAGAAGAGCCGUAUAUCAUCGGGCGGUGUGUGCGGCACAGGCGGUAGCGGGGGAGGAGGCGGCAGCGUGGGUGGCGGCGGAGGCGGCGGCAUACGGGAUGUGUCUCUAGCCGAAGCAGCGAAGGUGGCCACCCUGCAGGAUUUUAACUUCUUUGACCGCGCGCGCAAGGCUCUCCGCUCGCAGCGUGUUUACGAUAAUUUCUUGAGGUGCCUCCUUCUGUUCACGCACGAAGUCAUCUCGUCGUCGGAGCUGCUGUGCGUGACGAGUCCAUUCCUCCGGCGUCACCCCGAGCUGCAGAAGUGGCUGCAGGACUUUGUGGGGCUGUCGUCCCCGCCGCACACGCCCACCAACACCGGCAUACAUGUUGGGUACGGCAGCAACUCCGGCCUGCUGAGCUACGGGCGCAGCUCGCUGUCGGGCAGCGCGGGCGCCGCGCCGCCCGACAAGCUGCGGCUCGAGCCCGUCGGCCCGCUCGGCGCCCAGCUGCGGCACGACCGGCCGCAGGGGGACGCCGCUAUGGAUAUAGACCUGUCGACGUGCAAGCGACUGGGGACGUCGUACUGCGCCCUCCCACGGGACGCGGCCGCCCGCCGUUGUUCCGGUCGCACCCAGCUCUGCAAGGAGGUGCUAAAUGAUACGUGGGUUUCGUUCCCGACGUGGAGUGAGGAUUCGACGUUCGUGACAUCGCGGAAGACUCAGUAUGAAGAGUACAUAUAUCGCUGCGAAGACGAGAGAUUUGAGCUGGACGUGGUGAUAGAGACAAACGCGUCAACCAUCCGCGUGCUAGAAGGCGUCCAGAAGAAGUUGUCCCGCAUGAGCCCCGAGGACGCGGCCAAGUACCGGCUCGACGACUGCCUCGGCGGCCACUCGCCCACCAUCCACCAGAGGGCGCUGCGCAGGAUCUACGGAGACAAGGUGGCGGUGGACAUAAUCGCUGGCCUCAAGAAGAACCCGGUGGUGGCCGUACCCGUCGUGCUGCGGCGGCUCAAAGCUAAAGAGGAAGAGUGGAGGGAGGCGCAGAAGGGCUUCAACAAACAAUGGCGCGAGCAGAAUGAGAAAUACUACCUGAAGUCACUAGAUCAUCAGGGCAUCAACUUCAAGCAGAACGAUCUGAAAGCGAUGCGCUCCAAGUCACUGUUCAAUGAGGUGGAAAGCGCGUACGCGGCCAGGAGGCCCGGUCCGCACCUGAUCGUGGACUACAAUAUGCAGAGUCGGCAAGAAGCAAUAAAAAUAGUACGGGAUGCGGCGGAACUGCUGAUCCACCACGCCCGCAGACAGACUGCCAUCCAGAAGGCGGAGAAGCGACGCAUCAAGCAACUGCUCAGGAGGUUCCUACCGGAUCUCUUCUCGCACCCGAGGCAGCCGCUGUCCGAUGACGAGAAGGAUGAAGAAGAAAAAGACGACCCAGCGAGCCCAGAUAGUCCGUCUGGCGACCAAACGCCACAAGACGACAAGGCGACACCUAACGUCAAAUCGGAGAAACAAGAGUCGUCGGAGUCGGACAACGCGUCAGAUAAGAGCGGCCGAAACAAUAAGAACGAUAAGGAGAACAAACCCAAGAACAACAACCAUACGGACAGUAAAGACACAAAUGCGGCAAACAGCGUGAAACGGAACAGCAGUAACGAGGACUCUGUGAAGAUGGAGAUCAAAAUGGAACAAGAGGAGGAUGACUACAGAGACUAUCCGCCUAAUGAGGCGCGGUUCGUGUGCACGGCGCCGUGGUACCUGUUCCUGCGGCUGCACGGCGCCGUGUGCCAGCGGCUGGCCGGCGCGCGCCGCGCCGCCGCCGCGCUCGCGCGCCAGGACGCGCUCGACGGCCGCGCGCGCCCGCCCGCCGUCGCGCACGCGCUGCGCCUCAAGCCCAACAACCUACCAGCGGACGCGUCCUCCCCAUCAGAGUACUACAACGCGCUACUGGAACUAGUUAAAGGCGUAUUGGACGGAAAUAUCGACUCUGCAGCGUACGAAGAUGCGGCGAGAGAAAUGCUUGGCAUCAAAGCGUACCCUGCGUAUACGCUCGACAAGUUGGUGUCCAUCGCUGUUAGACAGUUGCAGCAGUGCGUGUCGGAGCCGUGGUCGGUCCGCGCGGCGGAGAUGUGCGCCCGCGGCGGCAUGCGCGGCGGCGGCGCCAGCUACCUGCGCCGCGCUGCCAGCUACCUUCGCGGCGACCACGCCGCCUUCCUCGUGCGGGUGUACGGCGGCGAAGAGUGUAAGGUGACGUUCGAGCUGCUAGAGGGCGCUGGCGAGGGGCGAAGUUCGCCGCACAACAACGACAACAGCCGACUCUCGCCGACCAACCAGUUGCAGUGCCGCGCGGCGGUGGGCGCGGUGGGCGCGGUGGGGGCGGCGGCGGCGACGAACGGCGCGGCGGCGAUGUGCGUGUCGGCGGUGGCGCGGCUGGCGGCGUGGUCGCUGUACAGCGAGCGGUACGCGCGGCCGGACGCGAGCGACGCGGCGGCGCGGCCGCACAAGCCGGUGUUCCUGCGGCGCACGGCGCGGCCGCGCGCGGCGCGGCGCGGCGCCGCCGCCGAGCGAGACCUGGCGCGCAACGCCGCCGCGCCGACAGCAUCACCCGCACCACCGCACGACGCCGCGCGCCGCCGCAAGCCGCCGCGCAUCAGCGACGCCACCGAGUGCACCAUCACGCACACGCUCAGGUUGCUGACGUCCCGGCCGCUGCAGCUGUACCGCGCGGGGGCGCUGUCGGCGGCGCGGACGGCGGCGCGGGCGCGGUCGGCGGCGGCGCGCCGCGACCGCUUCCACGCCUGGCUCGCGCAGCGCCGCCCGCUGUGAACCGGCCGCGGCACCGCACGCAGAUGUAGUGAUGUAGCGCUCGUAGGCCACGCGUCUAUCUUCACCUGCCCAUCUUUACACUACUGCCAUCCGUUGGCCACUUUAACAAGUGGACGACGCAACCGCAUCUAAACUGUGUCAGUUCUCAAUAUAGAUGUCGCUGAUUUUAAACUAAAUCAGAGCAAGUUAUAAUUAUUAAAAUUUUGGAUUCCUUACUUUGGGUAUUAUUUGAAGUGAAAUGUAUUAAUGGAUCUCAAAAUCGGAGGGGAUUGUUAUGCAGUCGUUAGGGGUCCCAGUGCCGGCAAUAUAGGGUCACAUUGACCUCCACGCUGUCUUUUACGAUAUUAUUUUUUGGUGAAUUCAUUAUAACGAGCCAAAUCCCUGACUUUACCUUUGCCUGUCUGUAAAUGAGAAAUGCCCUGACUUCAUCCUCAAUAGAGCUUAAUGAAAAUGUAAAAUACGAAUGAUUGAACCAACAAUAAGACGCUACAGAUGUCCAAUCAAAAAUUGGUUAAUUUAUGAAAUGUUUCGAUUUGUUAUUAAUUUCAUUUAGAGAUUAUUCCUGUAAUAAAUUUAACAAAACUUGAUUUCACUUUUAUUAAGUACUAUUUAUUAUUGAGUAUAAUACCGUGCUAACUUAUACCAUAGACAACUGAACUAUGUUUAUCCAUAAAAAAAAAUGACGCAUAGAUAAAGCUUAUCCCUGCUUUAAUUUUGGCGUAAAUAAGUCGGAAUUCGAGUAAGAGCCUUAGUGCUCUUAAGCUUAAAAUUCAAGCUCAUUUUCCGGGAUGUAGAGGGGGGGGGGACUGGCCCCUUAAAAAUAUACAUAUGUACUCUAAGUCUUUGCCAAAACUUCACUUAUAUCUUUUGUACUCUAAGAAAUUUCUUUGUGAAACUUUACUCAAAUCUCUUGGUGGGCAUCUGACAAUAGUGGGGUGGGCUGGGUCCACCCGGCUCCCGUUAUUUAUAUACGCCUAUAAGUAGCGAUAAACUUCAUCAUUAGUAGCACAGCACAUACUUGACGUAUCUCUCACUAGAGACGUAGUAUAAUUAUAUAGUGCAGCGAUUCUUAAAGUGGGUUAAAUGAAACCUAGGGGUUCCGUAGACUAGUAGUCACCAGGGGGGUGGGAAAGGGAUAGUAAUUGGGAGGUUAGUCCCCGUUGCUAUCAAUAAUUAAUUCGUUACGAUGGGCUAACUGACAUCCCCUUUCAUCCUCGCCUAUCACCUCUCACUGGUGCCCUGUCAGUGUAUACCGAUAACGCAGGCGGGGUUACCAUACCAUUUACACCCAAUUAAAGUAGUCACAGAGAUCAGCGAAAUUAUUUGUACAGUGAAACAUUCUUUGAAUUAAAAAUUAAAAGAAACUAUAAAAGAUUUGUAAUAAAAGCUUUUGUUUUUAUUUAAAUUAAAAUGUUUUUUUUUUUUUUUAUUUGUAAUUGUUUGAUAUGGGGUUCUAUAAAAUAAAAACAAUAGCAAAAUAUAUGACAAUAACUCCAAGUAGCAAAGUUUUGUAUUUGAGUAUUUAUUUAUUUAUUCUUCAGUAAAUAAUCAAUCGGUUCUUAUAAUUUGUCUCUUUUCCAAGUAGGACCUCUUUAUUACUAAUUCGAUCUUUCCAGCUAAUUAUGUCCGUUCUUUUCCGGCACCACAUUUCAAAUGCUCCUCUAAGGCUCUCUAUGUCUUUCUAAGUUAAUGUUCAUGUCUCACAUCCAUACAAAGCUGUACUUCAGAUCUUCAGAUCAGUCUUGAUAAGUCGCUUUCUAAUGUACAUAUAUAUAUACAUACAUAUACACAUACAUAUACACAUACAUACACACAUACAUACACACACAAAUAAUAAAUCUACCCAGGGAAGGAUGGUGGAUAAGGAUGAAGGGUAAAAAGUUAGCAUGUGAAUUUCCUACGAUGUGGUCCAUCAGGGGAAAUUAACUAACCGCAUUCCCAUCAUUUUAUUCAUAACCAAUGUUCCACCAUUGAAUACUGUUGAAUGUGAAUGUGAAAGGGACUCCAUUUUCCGCACUUAGCCUCUCAUUUGGGCCAUUGUGCGUAUGAGUCGUGGCUAGUGCAGCCAACCUAGCUCCGUCCAGAAGCGCAGAAGCUUCCUGGGUUCUUCACAUUGAAUACUGUUAACACAGGCGGGUGUAUCGUUCCGUUUUUCUACAUAAAAAAAGUCGUAAAAUUAAUAUCCCAGUAAAUUCACCAGAAUGGGUUAACUGGCUUGACUCCAUCCCUAUAGUCUCGCUGUACACUGGUGCCCCUCGUGUAUAGGUACCGUUAGCACAAGUGGGUGCUUCAUUCCAACGUUAUCCUUAAAAAAAAAAAAUGUUAUUUCUCGUACUGGCAGUCUCUUUUAAUUUAUAUAACUGACAAAAAAAAAACUAUAUGCAGUAUUUUGAAUGGUUUAGAAGAAACGGUUUGGUAGUACUGUAAAUUUGGUAUGCUAAAUUUGAACAGCAUAUGGUACAUGGUACGCCUAUUUACAUCUACAUCUGUGGCAACACUUGUGAUAUACUAUUAGUCAGUGAGAAUAUUGCUUCCCGCUGUCAUUUUUUUCGACUAUUUAUUUUUUUUAAUUAUAAAACCUCCCAUAGGGUCAUGUGUCUACAUAAAUUCCUUACUUUAAGUGCAUUGUAAAUAGUUUUUCGUUUCUCGUAUCAAAUUACUAAGAUUGUUGUUAUGUUCACAUUGUAAAUCUCGUAUUGGCAAUAUGUUACCUGUUUAGUAAUUAAUAGAUUAUUUAAAAAAAAAUAUUUGUUUAUAUCAUUUCUCGAACGGACUGUCCGUUGUUUUCACCCUGGCGCUGUGACGGAAGGCUUUAUUAAAAAUAAUAAUAAUAAUAAGAUCAUAUUAUUUGGAUAUAUAAUGUAUUUAUGGAAGUAAAAUGGUAAAAAAAAUCUUAGUGAUGACGAGGAGCUCGCCUCCUGCGGUUUUGGAGUCUAAUUCAAAUUAUAGAAAUACGAUUGAAAUAUAUAGUUUAUUCAUGAGUUUAUAAUUGAUUUUUACAUUAUAUUUUUUUUACUAUAAAACGCAUAUAUGAUCCUAUUAUAUUUAUAAUCUAAAAAGUCUAAAGGUUAGUCCAUUUGCAACUUGAAAACAAAAUGUUUGAUCACGAAUCCAAGGUCUGUAUAAGUCAAUUUUGUAAAAAUAUAGUAGUUUUCAGUUAGUAUUCAAUUCAUUGAUAUUUUUGUUCACAAUUGUAAAUGGGAUUUGACCUUUAUCUUAUCAUACACAUACAAUGAAACAUUGUUAUGCAGAUUUUUUGUCGAAAUAUUAAAAAAUAUAAUUGUCAGUGACAAAUAAUUGCUUAAUACAGCUAUUUAUAAAUAUGUUUACGCUACAACACGUAUAAAAAAAGGGCAAGACAGUAGAGGUUCUUGUCUCAUUCUGUCUGUUGCGUAAACGUAUCUAUAGUAAAAGUCUCUGGUAGAUUUAAAUAAAUCCUGUAUAAUACAAAGAGAAAGAAUCGUUACUGAUAUUUAUCAAAAAUCUUUCAAGAUACUUGUACUUGGACAGCCAUCUUGAAUCGGCCAUUUUGUUGAAACGACCGAAUUAGAAAUGGCGGAAUUAUUGUUUUAUUGUACAUAUAUAAAUAUUACCUAUUAAUCUGCGUGAAUUUUAUGGUUAUUACAAUGAAUGGCAACAAUCUGCAAGUGCCUCUUACAUCCCUGUCUGACAUAGUCGUAAACAUAUUUUAUUUUUAAUUUGUUAUUGUUGUUAUUUUUAUAAAAAAAAACUGACACAGAAGGCAAUGUUCUCACUGUUAAGAGUCGAUUUUUUUUCCUAUGUUGGUAUCAUUGGAGUUUGACGAUUAAAAACUUAUUGCUAGUAUGGCAACAAGCCUCUAGCAAAUGUGAUUUUAAUGGUAACUUAUAAAAAAUAACUUAAUUAUUUAUGAAGGAAUAAAAUAAAAAUUGGCACGCAAUUUGAUAAAGAAAUUAUUAGGAGAACAGGGUAAUAAAACUUCAAUUAAUCUCGAAUAUUAAUUCCUUGUUGUAUUCUCUCGUAAUAAUAAAAAAAAGUUUUUUUUUUUUCAUAAAAAUGAUAAAGAACAAACUUCAUUAUACCAACAAUAUUUGCAUUUGUCGAAAUCUCAAUAUUGCGAUGGGGGCCGUCCGACACCACGUUUUAGUGGUGUCCGGACACGCGGCCGCUCGGCCAGACAUAUUAGAAAUUUCUAACAGACAGAUUAACACGUGUAUGUAAUACGCAUUUAUUAGACGAAGAUAAUGACGGGUUGCACAAAUAAAAAGCAUUUAAAUGGCCACGUAGUGGUAUGUCCACCUGUCUAACAUUGGACUACUGGUUUCCGAUCCGAAAGGAAUUAUUAUUGAGAUUAUUAAAACACGGACGGCCGCCAUGUCGUGAAGCGUCCGCCAUCUUGUGUCCGCCAAUUGUCAAGUCUGUCUGCAAUAUUUAUGUAUUUUUAAUUUAUUAUAAUGUGCGUAAUACAUACAAUAAAAAUGGUAAUACCGAUCUGUAGUUGAAAGAUACGACACUCAAUGAAAAUUAUUUGUCUUUAUAAGACAACUUUUGACGCCAUUUUGGGCCAUGUAGGUAAAUAUAAGAUUUACUCCGUACAUACGUAAGUACAAUAUAGAAAUUCUAUCCUCUUUAAAAUCGAUUAUUACAAUAAAUCUUUAACACUCUAGAUUUAAAUAUAAAUUAAAAAGCUUACAUGAUUUGUACAGACUUAUUGCUGUACCAAGAUUAAUAAGUAUUUUAUUUAAUUUGACAUUAAAAUGAAUAGUUUCUACUAAUAUGAGCCCGCGUUUUCUGCGUAGUUUUUUUUGUGGAUCACCAUACGAAGGUAUCUGAUUUAAUUCUAUUGUUAAAAAUUCUAUUGUUAAAAUAAAGCAAUAUAAAAAGAAUUCAUGAUAAUUAGUUCCUUGAGAAAUUGAAUGUUUAAAUAACAGAUUUUGGUGGUGUAUGGGAAGCUUGGCGUAGUGCUGAAAAAGUUCAUUUGAACGAGCGUAGACGAUUGUUAGUAAACCAAAGAUUAGUUUAUCAAUACAUCGUCCAAUUUAUUAAUAGAACAUUUUAAAUUCAAAUAGUAAUGUUUUAAUCGAAGACUGUGUACCAAAAUGUCUUGACAUAUGUAUGGAGUGAUCGUGUUUGUUUUGUUAAUAUUGAGUAUCGUAUUUUUAUAGAAAUUUCUAAUUGUUAUGUAAAUAUUAAAACCAGUUGAUGGAAUCAAAUAGUUUGUAAAAAGAUCUCUUAUUCGUUUUAAAGUACAUUUAGUGUAAAUAGUUAUGUGCAGUGAGUGGACACGACAAUAAACCGUGUCAAGAUCCAAUUGUUAAUUUGUAAAAAGAAAUGACUUGAAAGAUUAAAUAUUAUUAUAUUUAUAAUAAAUU